AUGGCGACCGCCUCGGCGAGUCGAGAAAACGGCAGCGAGGAGGAAGCGCUCGCCGCGCUCCGCCGGGUGUUGCAGGCCUGGUCGGGGUCUCCCCAGGCGUCGGCGGGGGAGCCCGAAAGCGAUGUCGAAGGGACGGACGCACGCGCCCUGAAGAAUGCGGCCUUCCUUGACUCCCUGCUACAGCUCGUCGCGCAGUUGGAGCGUCUCAACGGCGACGCAGGCAGAUCCGAGAGAGGCAUUCUCAGCGACGCCCUCUGCGCCGGGGACGCGAGACACCUGGAGCCUGUCGCAGGUGAGCCGUGCGCACAGUCCGAGGCCAGCGCAGCCGUCUGCGGCCUCUUGACCUCGGAGCUUCCCCUCUCCGUUGCCGAGUCGCACGCCUACGUCAGGCGUCUUCUGCAUCGCCAGCAGCUGGAGCGUUUGGAACCUUCCGGCCGAGACUGCCGACCACGCCCGGAGAGCCUCCCUGGGACCGGGGCUGUCUCCGAACCGAAACGGGAGAUGCCGUGCUUCCCCUUGUCUCGAGGCGAGGUGGAGCCGGCGGGGCUGCGCCGUGCAGGCAGCCUCCCGUCGCCGGCUGCGCUCUUUCGACCUUCGCCUGCCUCGCUGCUGGUGGCGUCGCCCUCCGCACGGUACUGUCCGAAGAGACCCCGGCACGCGCCGCCGGCGAGUCCGCCGCAGCUGGACGACAGUUUCAUCCGAGCAAUCCUCUCGGGCGAACACAGGCCGCUGCAACGCCGAACGGAAGAGGCAAGACGCGCUCGCGAGAAACACGUCAAGGACGAGGCGAUGAAUGGAAUCGACGCCGACGCCCUCAAACGCGAACACUGCGAACGGUGGAAAGCCCACGUCGGCGGCCUCUUCAUCCCCAUCUUCGACACAGACGACGAAUACCGAGACGACUACGACCCUGGUUACCGAAUCUUGGACUUGGCUGAAGCUCACUACAUUCACGACUGCCACACGUUCCGGCAGAACCCCGUGGAUUUGGUGGGGGGUCUAUCUGCAUGUAGCCGCCGGCCGCGGCUCUCUGCGCACCUCGAGCGGAUCUACGCGAGUCGGCGAAGCGCGUCUCUGCGAGACGUGCGCCUCGAGGCUUCGCGGUGCGCGGCUGCUGCCGCCGCCUCGGGAGUCAAGAGCGAAGGUCCAGGCGAGGCCUCGCAGCUGCCAGGAUCCUGCUACGCCGCCCCGCAUGCGGGCAGCGGGGAGCGUCGAGGCUCGCCGCAGUUCGGCGCCUGGGGCAGCGCCUCCGGCGCGGGGGGACAGGAGCCACGGCUCGGCGAGGGCAGGACUUCCCGCGUGGGCCCUCGCCCCGCGUUCGCUCCAAGCGGUCCAGGGACAGGAGCCAGCGGGGCCGGGCGGUCGGCUUCCCCGUCGUUUGGUCUCCGAGAGGACCAGGAACUGGAGACUGCGCGCAAAGACUCGCACUGCGUCUUUGAGUUUCGUCGCGAUCCUGCAGAGAGCGCGAGGGACGCGUCGCAGAGGGGGAAGGAGGCCGGUCGGGAACCGCGGGCUGUCUCCCUCGAGGACGAGCUGGCCGACUGCACCGUGCAGGUUUCCUCCGUCUUUUCGACGUCGAAGUCGCCCUUCGCCAGCAGCCCCGCGCCCGAAGAGACAGACGGUGCCGGCCCCGCCGCUGGGUCUGGUGGCUCUUUUGCGCUCACGCCGUCAGCGCGAGGCUCCCGGCCGGCCGUCCCGGGGGCGGAGACCCGCGCGGUGCGCGUGGAGACGCCUGCAGGCGGGGGUGACCGGAGUACCUUGUCGACCGCGGAAGAGGAGCAACUCGCCGCGUACGAGAGAGAAAUGAAAGUCUGCCAGGCGUGGCGGGAUCGGUAUUGCAACGGAGACCCUGCCGCGUUUCGCGCGCGUCAACAGUCCACUCGGUCCGCCUACAUUCUCUCGUUUGAGGGCUGCAGAGACGCCGAGCCGGCCGAGCGAGUCGCGCCUUCUCUCGCGAGCGACGGCCUCGCCCCGUUCUUGCGGCCCCUGUACCCCAAGAGUGACGAUGCCUUUUACCCAGUGCGCGUCCUGCCUUUCUCGCGCCGCGCCGGGCACAGCGACAGGCGCUCAGCGUCCAGAAGCGUCGACAGAGAAGAGCUCGUGCGCGAGGAGACCCGGACGGACGGCGCGGAAGCUGGCGAGAGCGAGCGCGCAAACAAGGCCGCGAAAGCGAGCGACGCGUUGUCCCAGCAGGGGGGCGUCGGCGCGACGCGCGCGCCCCGGACCAGCGGCGCCGAGGACAGGGGCGAGGACGCGCCGGGGAUCGAGGGUGCCCAGACGGACUCGGCGAAACGCCGAAUGCAACGGGACAGCGUAGUCGCGACGCAGGCUGCGCAAGGACAUGGGGCGAGAGACAACGGCGCGCCGGCGAUCGUCUACGACUGCUUCCAUCUCAAAGUGGUCUUUGAGCGCGGGCGCACCGGCUUCGAAGACCACCGGGAACUCGUCCUCCCGCCGGGCACGCUUCUCGCGGGCCGGUACCAGGUCGAGAAAGAAGUGGGCCGGGCUGCUUUCUCGCGGUGUCUCCGGUGCAUCGACACCGUGACGAACCGACAGGUGUGCCUGAAGGUGAUUCGGAAUGAGAAGGAGUACAUGGAUCAGUCUUUGGACGAGGUGAAGACGCUGCGUUUUUUGAGUGCGAACGGGGACCCUGACGCGUUGCAUUUUUUGCGUCUGUGCGACUUCUUCUACCACCGCGAGCACUUGGUGUUAGUCACCGAGCUGCUUUCUCAGAAUCUCUACGAGUUCUCUUCCUUCUUCCGGAAGAACCACUUGCCGUCGUUCUGGACGGUCGGGAAGAUUCAGCGCGUCGCCCAGGAGCUGCUGGUUGCCUUGCGCUUCGUCCACUCCCUCAACGUCGUGCACUGCGACUUGAAGCCGGAAAACAUUCUGCUGCAGCCCCAGGCGAUCACCGACACGCGCUUCUACAAGACUCUCUCGCAGCAACAGCCGAGCGCAGUUGUCGCGCAGGUGUUUGACGAGCGCGCGUGCCGCGAGAGAGACCUCGCCUCCGACCGAGAAGGCCUCGCUGUCCUUGCCAGGAACGGAGCUGUCGGGACUGCGCACGCGUCGCCGCUGUCGCCGUUCUCCCUCCAGUACGGGUCUUCCGCGUCCGGCCCCGCCCCGGGUGUCUCCAAGUCCCUGUCUCCAGAGGCCGGUUUGCAUGCGCCGGUGUCGGUGAAGCUGAUCGAUUUCGGGAACAGUUGCUUGACUUCCGACCCGUUGAUCACGUACGUCCAGUCGCGGAGUUACCGGGCGCCUGAGGUGUUGCUGGAGCUGCCGUAUGACACGAAGAUCGACAUUUGGUCUUUGGGCUGUGUGCUGUUUGAGUUGUGGACGAGCGUCGUGUUGUUCAUGAACGACUCCGUCCAUUCGCUUCUUGCGCGCAUCGUGGGAAUCAUCGGACAGCUGCCCUGGUACAUGGUGGAGAAGAGCCCCAAGAAGGAGGAGUUCUUCGACAGCGACGGGUACUUGUACGUGGUGUUGCCUUCGGAGAACGGCGAGUGGUCGCCCGGCGGGGAGGCCAAGGGAAAGGGCGUGCGGAGCCGCGAAGACGAGAAAAGUCGCGAGGAGGGAGACACAGACGGGAAGCGCAGUGGCCGGGACGCAAGCAUGGACGCCCCGGGACGCAUGCUCCGUUUUCUCUUGCCGAAACGGACCAGUCUGCGUCAGCGCAUGCGGGCGACCGACGAGGUCUUCAUUGAUUUCCUGGAAAAGAUGCUCAUCAUCGAUCCCGCGCAGAGGUGGGACGCGAACCAACUCCUCAGUCACCCCUUCCUGGACAAGCACCGGUACGCAGACGGCCUGUAG
Messenger RNA from Neospora caninum, 3810 nucleotides. Its product is annotated as putative CMGC kinase, Dyrk family. NCBI's taxonomy places the organism in Eukaryota, Apicomplexa, Conoidasida, Eucoccidiorida, Sarcocystidae. Gene Ontology annotation, biological process: peptidyl-serine phosphorylation; peptidyl-threonine phosphorylation. The record is from RefSeq and is a predicted model, not a curated record. Gene Ontology annotation, cellular component: cytoplasm. Gene Ontology annotation, molecular function: protein tyrosine kinase activity; protein serine/threonine kinase activity; ATP binding. The coding region runs from base 1 to 3810 and encodes 1269 amino acids. The transcript is spliced from 4 exons.